Molecule: messenger RNA, 564 nt
Organism: Drosophila miranda
Lineage: Eukaryota; Metazoa; Arthropoda; Insecta; Diptera; Drosophilidae
Product: dynein light chain 1, cytoplasmic
Exons: 3
Coding region: 220-489 (89 amino acids)
Biological process (GO): cilium assembly; microtubule-based process
Cellular component (GO): cytoplasmic dynein complex
Molecular function (GO): dynein light intermediate chain binding; dynein intermediate chain binding
Source: RefSeq, a predicted model, not a curated record
AGUCACUUCAACAAUAAUAUUCGAACAGUCAACGAGCUGAGUUGAGGCUUUUGUACCGGAAAGAAGUGUUGCAAUCAGUAAAACAAGGCGAACACGACGAGUGCGCUUAGCGUGGUGCUCAUCGGUUCUCUCUUUCGUUGCAGUUACCGACGAUUCAGCAGCUAAAUAGCAAUCACAAUUAAAGCGUAAAAGAAACAAACAAACAACAAAAGCCACAAAAUGUCUGACCGAAAGGCUGUCAUCAAGAAUGCCGACAUGAGCGAGGAGAUGCAGCAGGAUGCUGUCGACUGUGCGACACAGGCCCUGGAGAAGUACAACAUUGAGAAGGACAUUGCCGCCUAUAUCAAGAAAGAAUUCGACAAGAAAUACAAUCCAACAUGGCAUUGCAUUGUGGGACGCAACUUUGGAUCGUAUGUGACACACGAGACGCGCCAUUUCAUUUACUUCUAUUUGGGCCAGGUGGCCAUACUACUGUUUAAGAGCGGUUAAAGUAUUGUCGAGUCGGAUGCGGUGGUGGUCGGGAGGCUGAUGGCCGAGCAGCAGCUGUUGCAGCAACACCAACAA